Molecule: messenger RNA, 2301 nt
Organism: Impatiens glandulifera
Lineage: Eukaryota; Viridiplantae; Streptophyta; Magnoliopsida; Ericales; Balsaminaceae
Product: pentatricopeptide repeat-containing protein At4g22760
Exons: 2
Coding region: 165-1898 (577 amino acids)
Biological process (GO): RNA modification
Molecular function (GO): RNA binding; protein binding
Source: RefSeq, a predicted model, not a curated record
AGAAAAUGUUAAUGUUGUUGAAGGUCGAUUCCAUUUGAACAACAACUCUCGGAGAUUGUGGAUUUCAAAAUUAGCGCAAAACUUACUGGCGCUGAGCAUAAAGUUCCGAUUCAUCUUCAAACUUCAGGGUUAAGGUUGUCUUUUGGAUAGUCUUAGUAGAAAGGAUGUUAGUUUCAAAAUUGAGAACCUUGUUAAACCAAUCAUUAGCUACCAAUCAAGUGAACCAAAUUCAUGCAAUUGUGGUGGUCAAUGGGCUUAAUCAUCUAGAGCCCCUUUUGCUGCAGCAAGUUCUUCUAUCUGCUAAGUCUUUUCCAAAAAGGACUUCUCAAUACAUUAAAACAAUUCUUCUAAAUAUGCAGAAACCAGAUGCUUUCUCUUGGUCUUGUACAAUUAGAUUCUUCUGCAAGAAGAAUCAAUACAGGGAAGCUCUCUCCUUGUUUGUGACAAUGCGAUUCUUGGGAUUGUCCAUUAGCACUUAUUCCUUUUGUUCAGCUCUUAAAGCUUGUGCUGAGAUAGGUCACAAGGCUGUUGGGUUUAUGAUCCAUUCUCAAGCACAAAAAUAUGGGUUAUUUGAAGACGUUUAUGUGAAGACAGCUUUUGUUGAUUUUUACUCUAAGAUGGGAAACAUGAAGAUUGCACGUGAUUUGUUUGACGAAAUGGGUGAAAGAAAUGUUGUUUCUUGGAACUCUCUUAUAUCGGGUUAUAUAAGAUCAGGCGAAAUCGAAAAGGCUCGAUAUCUAUUCGAUGAAAUGCCGAACAAGGAUUCUAUUUCUUGGAAUACAAUGAUGUCUGGUUAUUGGAGAACGAGGGAUGUCGAGAAAGCAUGUUCACUCUUCGAUCGAAUGCCCGAGAAAACCAUCGCGUCGUGGAACGCGAUGAUAAGCGGGUAUUUAGAUUCCGGGCAGAUAAAAUCAGCCCGUAACUAUUUCGAUAGUAUGCCCGAGAGAAAUAAUAUUACAUGGAUGACAAUGAUUUCCGGGUAUUCAAAAUGUGGAGAGGUCGAGUCUGCCCGGAAUCUUUUCGAUCUUGCGUGUGAGAAUUGCCCAAACGAUUUACUCGUAUACAAUGCUAUGAUAUCUUGUUACGCUCAAAAUGGGCGAUCCAAACAAGCUGUUAACUUGUUCGACCAGAUGAUUAAAUCGGAUGUAAAUAUUUAUCCCGAUAAAAUGACACUCGCGAGCGUUAUCAGCGCUUGUUCGCAGUUAGGAGACCUUAUUUACGGUUCUUGGGUGGAAUCAUAUAUGGAAAAGAACGGGAUGAUCAUGGACGAUCAUUUAGCUACUGCAUUCAUCGAUCUUUAUGCUAAAUGCGGAAAUAUCGAUAAAGCCUACGAACUAUUCCGUACUUUGCGAAAAAAGGACGUAGUUUCUUAUACCGCCUUGAUUUUGGGUUGCGGGAUCAACGGAAGAGCAGAUGAUGCUAUCCGAUUAUUUAAAGAAAUGGAAACUUGUAAGAUUAACCCGAAUUCAAUUACAUUUAUGGGGAUAUUAACUGCGUAUAACCACUUUGGUUUAGUUGAAGAAGGUUAUGGAUGUUUUAACUUAAUGGAAAAGUAUAACCUUGUUCCUUCGGCGGAUCAUUAUGCGAUUGUGGUUGAUUUGUUAGGGCGAGCUGGGCGAGUUAAGGAUGCAUAUGAGUUGGUAAAAAGGAUGCCGGUUAAGGCUCAUAGUGGCGUUUGGGGAUCUUUGCUUUCGGGUUGUAACAUGCAUAAUGAUGUCGAGAUUGGUGAAAUUGCGGCGAAGAAAUGUAUUGAAUUGGAGAGUGAUUCAAGUGGCUAUUGCUCAUUGUUAGCUAACAUAUAUGCUAAUUCAGGGAGGUGGGAUGAUGCUAAGAGUGUUAGAAUGUUUAUACAAGAUAAGGGGAUUUCUAAAAUUCCUGGUUGUAGUUGGAUGGAAUAGAGAAAGCUUAAAGUUUGUAAAAAUUACCUGAAAGAGAGUCUCAUCUCUUUCACGAUUUUUUAAUUUAGUGCAAAUGUUUUCAACGAGAAUUGAACCAGAUAUCUCAACAUUUUAAGGAUCAGUGAUGCGACGGUGUUCAAAUGUGUACAUACAAAUGAUGUUCGAAGGAGUUGACAAAUCAAUGGAAGAAAGAAGAAUAGAAGAACAAAGGUUAAGAUACUCAACACAAAACUCUGCAAACUGUCUAGAAACACUCAGAAUUCUAAAAUAGGUGGAUCCUAAUCAGAAUUAUAGUUAUCGCUAGCAGUUCUUAAGUGUUUAAUAUCAAAUCAUUUUAGCCUUAAGAUUAGGAGUUAUCAAAAAAAAUUGGUUGUAAAUUUUGUCUAAGUAUUUUAAAUAUUGU